AGGAGCCCGGAUGAGGGAUGGGAUGGGGAUGGAAUUGUCAGGAGCGACGCCGAGGGAGCGCCCGCAGGAGCCCUUGUGAAAGCGCGCAAGGGGAUGCAGAAUGAUGUCGGCGCUUGAAUCUGGAUUGUCCCCACUUUCUGUAGAAAUGACAAGGGCAGCAACGGAGCUGUCUCAGAGUCCGGUGACUUUUGAAGAUGUGGCUGUGUAUUUCACGGAGAGCCAGGGGGCUCUGUUGGAUCCAGACCAAAGGGCCUUGUACAGGGAUGUCAUGAUGGAGAACUAUGGGAAUGUAACCUCACUGGGAUUUUUGUGCCCAAAGCCUGAACUCAUCUCCCAGAUGGAACGAGGAGAAGAACUCUGGUUACCUGAAUCCCAAAACAGAGGUGAAGCAGGGAUCAUUGACGCCUGCUCAGGUGACCCUCUGGAAAUGGAAGCGUGCCCCCGGUGCGGGAACCGUUGUGGCGUUGUGCCCCAGAGAAUCUUGGUGGGCAAGAAAUCCUUCCGGUGUCUGGUGUGCGGGGAGUGUUUUGCUCGGCAGCCGGGCCCUGUCGCAACCCGGGCGGGAGAGAAAACCUACAAAUGCCUGGAAUGCGGCGAUGGCUUUGAACAGCACGCAGCCUUCGUGAGCCACUGGAGGGUCCACACCGGAGAAGAGCCGUACGAAUGCCUGGAGUGCGGGAGGUGUUUCCCCCAGCCCUCGGCCCUCGUGAAGCACCGGCGCGUCCACGCGGCCGAUAGGCCCCACACGUGCCUGGAGUGCGGAAAGGGCUUCGCCCAGGAGUCGUCCCUUUCGGCCCACCAGAAAACCCACCUGCAGGAGAAGCCCCACAAGUGCUUGCAGUGCGGGGAACACUUCGCCGACCACCCGGCCUUCGUGAGGCACCAGAGGGUCCACACGGGGAAGAAGCCCUACAAGUGCCUGGAGUGCGGGAAGUGCUUUGCCGACAGGUCGCACGUCGUGGUGCACCAGAGAGUCCACCAAGGGGCGAACCCCUACAAGUGCCUGGAGUGCGGGGAAUGUUUCGACCAGCACUCCGCCCUCGUGAGCCACUGGGUGAUCCACACCGGGGAGCAGCCCUACGAGUGCCUGGAGUGCGGCAAGUGUUUCCCUCGGCCCUCGGCCCUUGUGAAGCACUGCCGCGUCCACACCUCCGAGAAGCCCUACACGUGCCUGGAGUGCGGCAAGUUCUUCGCCCAGCAGUCGGGGCUGGUGAAACACCAGCGCAUCCACACGGGGGAGAGGCCCUACGCCUGCUCCGAGUGCGGGAAGUCUUUCGCUGACAGCUCGUCCCUGGCGAGGCACAAGAGGGUCCACACGGGGGAAAAGCCCUUCGCCUGUUCCGAGUGCGGGAAGCGCUUUUCGGACCGCUCGAACGUCUUGGCUCACAAGAGGGUCCACACGGGCGAGAGGCCCUACAAGUGCCUGGAGUGUGGGAAGUGCUUCUCUCACCGGUCGCACAUCGUGAAGCACCAGAAAAUCCACACAGGGGAGAAACCGUAUGGAUGUUCCGAGUGCGGAAAACGUUUCACUCAGCAAUCGCAGGUUCAGGCUCACGAGAGGAUCCACACAGGAGAGAAGCCCUACCGUUGCAGGAAGUGUGGGAAGCGUUUCUCUCAACACUCGGGCCUGAGGAACCACUGGAAUCUCCACACAGGGGAGAAACCAUAUGGUUGUUCCGAGUGCGGAAAACGUUUCACUCAGCAAUCGCAGGUUCGGGCUCACGAGAGGAUCCACACAGGAGAGAAGCCCUACCGUUGCGUGAAGUGCGGGAAGUGUUUCUCCCAACAAGCUCACAGUGGAAGACUGAGGAUACACCAACGAACUCACACAGGGGAGAAACCAUUUAAAUGUAUUGAAUGUGGAAAGAGCUUCAGUCAAAGUGGAGCACUUACAAUACAUCAACGAACUCACACGGGGGAGAAACCAUUUGAAUGUAUUCAAUGUGGAAAGAGCUUCAGUAGAAGUGGAUCACUUAGAAUACAUCAACGAACUCACACAGAGGAGAAACCGUUUGAAUGUAUUGAAUGUGGAAAGAGCUUCAGUCAAAAUGGAACACUUAGAAUACAUCAACAGACUCACAUGGGGAAGAAACCAUUUAAAUGUAUUGAAUGUGGAAAGAGCUUCAGUCAAAGUGGAGGACUUAGAAUACAUCAACAAAUUCACACAGGGGAGAAACCAUUUGAAUGUAUUGAAUGUGGAAAGAGCUUCAGUGAUAGUGGACACCUUAGAAUACACCAACGAACUCACACAGGGGAGAAACCAUUUGAAUGUAUUGAAUGUGGAAAGCGCUUCAGUCAAAGUGGAGGACUCAAAAUACAUCAACGAACUCAUACAGGGGAGAAAACAGUUGAAUGUGUGCAGUGUGGAAAGAGCUUCAGUAAAAGUGGAACACUUAGAAGACAUCAACGAACUCACACAGGGGAGAAACCAUUUCAAUGUAUAGAGUGCGGUAAGAGCUUCAGUGAAAGUGGAACAUUUAGAAUACAUCAACGAACUCACACGGGGGAGAAACCAUUUGAAUGUAUUGAAUGUGGAAAGAGCUUCAGUGAAAGUGGAUCACUUAGAAAACAUGAACGAACUCACACAGGGGAGAAACCAUUUAAAUGUAUUGAAUGUGGAAAGAGCUUCAGUGGAAGUGGAGCACUUAGAAAACAUCAACGAACUCACACAGGGGAGAAACCAUUUAAAUGUAUUGAAUGUAGUAAGAGCUUCAGUGAAAGUGGAGCACUUAGAAGACAUCAACGAACUCACACGGGGGAGAAACCAUUUAAAUGUAUAGAGUGCGGUAAGAACUUCAGUAGAAGUGGAAACCUUAGAAUACAUCAACAAACUCACACAGGAGAGAAACCAUUUAAAUGUUUUGAAUGUGGAAAGAGCUUCAAUAAUAGUGGACACCUUAGAAUACACCAACGAACUCACACAGGGGAGAAACCAUUUAAAUGUAUUGAAUGUGGAAAGCGCUUCAGUCAAAGUGGAGCACUUAGAAUACAUCAACGAACUCACACAGGGGAGAAAACAUUUGAAUGUAUUGAAUGUGGAAAGAGCUUCAGUAGAAGUGGAACACUUAGAAUACAUCAACGAAUUCACACGGGAGAAAACAUUUGA
Lacerta agilis (Sand lizard) is the source of this 3106-nucleotide messenger RNA. Its product is annotated as zinc finger protein 850-like. Gene Ontology annotation, biological process: regulation of DNA-templated transcription. NCBI's taxonomy places the organism in Eukaryota, Metazoa, Chordata, Lepidosauria, Squamata, Lacertidae. The transcript has 7 exons. The coding region runs from base 101 to 3106 and encodes 1001 amino acids. The record is from RefSeq and is a predicted model, not a curated record.